AAAAUAAAGGCAUGUACUGUAUUUUCUAUUUGUUUUCAAUGAGUAUGUUUUAUGCGCAUGAACGAACAAACCUGCAAAUCAUCCACUGGUUUCGCCAUUCGAGCACCCGCUCAUUGUCGCCUAUCGCAAGUUGUUUCUGCUCUUCGAUUGUAUUGUUCUAGUGGGUGCCGAAUUGGAGCUUUCUGGAUAUUUCUAAUAUUUUUCUAACUCUAUGAGUUUGGUUUGGCUUCUACCUUCGUCUAGUUUUCUCUCUCUAAAGCUUGCAUAACUUAUCAUUAGGUGGACUAAAGUUUGUUAAGACGGCUAGGAAUCCUCUUAUGCUCAUAAUGCUAGGAAUCGUGAGAAUGUUGCUAGGAAGAACCAGGAAUUUGAAGAGUGGGGUUAGUGCAGAUUUCUUGUGGCUAGUGAGAAGAUAUAUAUCAGUCUCAAGCAGAGCAGCGAUAGAUAUGGCUGCUAAAGAUGGGGAACUAAGGGUCUUUAUAGUUUCAGGAGAGGUUUCUGGUGACACCAUUGGUUCUCGUCUUAUGAUGUCUCUGAAGAAGGUUUCUCCUUUUCCUGUCCAUUUUGCAGGUGUUGGAGGGUCCAUGAUGUCCAAGCAACGAUUGAAAUCUCUGUUUCCUAUGGAGGAUAUUGCAGUAAUGGGAAUUUGGGAGUUGUUGCCACAUCUGAAUAAGUUCAGAGUUAAGUUGAAGGAAACAAUAGAGGCUGCACUAUUGUUCCGGCCUCAUGUUGUAGUGACUGUAGACUCCAAGGGGUUCUCAUUCCGUCUCCUAAGGCAGCUACGGGCUAGAUUUGUUCAGCAAGGAUUGGGUAGCCCGGCACACUUCCAUUAUGUAGCACCAUCGUUUUGGGCGUGGAAAGGGGGUGAAGCAAGACUCAAAGGACUUUCCGAAUUUGUGGACCAUGUCUUGUGUAUACUUCCAGGUGAGGAAGAAGUUUGCAGAUCGAAUGGAUUGGGUGCAACCUUUGUGGGCCACCCCACACUAGAAGAUGUGUUGGAUUUGAAUUUGGAAAAGGAUACAGCAGAAAAUGGAUGGAAGGUUCAAGGAAAUUGUGAAAAAUUUCGAAUGCAGUAUGGCAUACCUUCAGGAGCCACGAUCAUUUCCCUGCUUCCUGGAAGCAGAAUGCAAGAAGUGACCCGCAUGCUAUCCAUCUUCUCGAACACUAUGAAGCUACUGAAAGAUUCUCUCCCAGAGUUGACUGUGGUGGUCCAUGUGGCACCUAAUCAACAUGUUAAAGAUUAUAUUAGCAGAGUUGUUCAUCAGUGGCCUGUAUCUGUCAUAUUGAUUUCAGGGGGAUCACCACGCAUGAAAUAUGAUGCAUUUGGUGCAAGCAGGGUCGCAUUAUGUACUUCGGGGACGGUGGCUAUGGAGUUGCAACUUGCACGCUUACCAUGUGUCGUUGCCUAUCGAGCCCAUAUCCUGACUGAAUGGUUCAUAUGUUAUAAAGCAAAAGUACCAUACAUCUCCAUUCCCAACAUUCUUUUGAAUUCAGCUAUAAUUCCUGAAGCACUCUUUCAAGCAUGCACACCUUCAAAACUGGCAUCACUUCUCAUGAAAUUAAUACAGAAUGAAGGCCUUCGAGAGGAACAGAUUGUUGCUGCUGACAAGGUUAUGGCAUUACUCUGCCCUUCGAAAAGAACCAUCAUCAACUCAAAACAGCUGGAAUUUGAACUUGUUUCUCCUGAUUAUACCCCUAGUAUGAUUGCAGCAUCUACUGUACUAUACUCUCCAGGACAGUGUCAUUGAUUAUUCUUACAUCAACACAUGAAAGACCCAAACCAGAUAACAUUGGGAUUAUCCGGUUUGUCACUCUAUAAACAGUUUUCUAUUUUUUGAAUUAAAAAAAAAUAGAAAACUGAUAACUGUUUGGACUUUGGAUCUAUUAACUGAGUUACAAAACUGAGCCUUUUUAGAGAACUACAAAAAGUUCUCUGAGUUUUUGAAUUACAUAUUCCAGAAACCACACACUAAAAAGUCAGAAACACGGAGAUCUGAGGGAGAGAACUGUAUGAAAUCGAAAAAAGACGGAAUGUGUCGCCUCAUUGAUAACAUGUUAUCCCAUAGGUCAUAUCUUAUCUCCUAUCUCAGCCCCCGCCAACACACAUGCACGUCCCCUCUUCCGGUCAUAUCCUGUUAAAUUAAAAAGCUUCUCUCUCAUAAUCGAAGACAGCAACUCAUCCGGAGUCAAGAAAUACAAGGAGCUUCAAUAGAUUCAAGUUAGGGGGAAGUACUAUGUGGUUGAUUUUGGAUACCCACCCAUGCAUGACUAGAUCUCUCUCUAUAUCGUGGCGAGAGGUAUCAUUUACAAGAAUGUAGGGACAGAAUAUGCAACCUCAUGUUCCAAAGGAAUUGUUUACUAUCGGAAUUCAUCACUUCUUAAUGUACUCGAACGAUGCUUUGGAGCUCUAAAGGCUAGUUUCUCAUUUUAAAGCUUAUGCCUUCUGGACAACUAUUUCGAUGAUCAAAAUGUACAAGUGAUCGUUUUUUGUGAAGAAUAUUAUUUUUGAUGUUGUUGAUGAUCGGAAUGGUAGCACCAGUCAACGAAUAAAUGCUGUCAACUUAUCUAUGCACGCUUUGCAGAAAUGGCUCCAUAACAUGUACACCAGAUUGUGGAAUUUAUGUGUGCAUUUACGCUAAAUUAAAAUUGAUGUAGCUCUAGUGUUUUGCUUUGGUUAUGUAGGACUUUAUGAUAGUCCUGGGAUACCUUUGAUAUAUUUGAAGUUUUAAACUCAACUAGGUUUUGUACCUCCUCUUGUAUUCUAUCUAAACUUGAUGUUACACUCGUUCAAUUCUUACUAUUUCUUACCAUUUAAAGUU
This is a messenger RNA of Cornus florida, 2819 nucleotides long. RefSeq names its product probable lipid-A-disaccharide synthase, mitochondrial. The record is from RefSeq and is a predicted model, not a curated record. The transcript has 11 exons. Gene Ontology annotation, biological process: lipid A biosynthetic process. Gene Ontology annotation, molecular function: lipid-A-disaccharide synthase activity; phospholipid binding. Bases 318 to 1748 code for a protein of 476 amino acids. Lineage: Eukaryota; Viridiplantae; Streptophyta; Magnoliopsida; Cornales; Cornaceae.